AUGAAACCCAACACCGAAGCUUCGGACCUCACGGGGGAGGUUAAACCCCAAACCGAUUCCGCUACCAUCGAGGAAGGGCCGCGAACACCCAGCCAGGGUGCUCCGGCUCCGAUGGGAACGGAAGGGGCUGCUAAGACCAGCACCCCACUAGACAACAAAAACAACAACCCACACAGCAGCGGAACCCAGCCGGGUACCAGCAAGGCAGCCACCGUUACGCAUCAGCAGCGUAAGGCCAAGGUCAGUCGGGCCCGUUUUAUUCUCGGCAAGAUAGCCAAGAAUGAGGCAGAGGGCAAGACUGACCAGCGCGAUGCGGAGGACAAGACUCGAUGCCUUGCGGAGAUCGCAGACUUCGAGGAAUACAUGAGGACGCGCCCGGAGGCCACUGUAACAAACACAAAAAGGGACCGCUCGCAUGAGGCAAGCGUGAGCGCACCCAAACGGGCAAAGGACGCUCAGGGGAGGCCAAGACCGACCUCCUUUGUGAAGAAGGCCAAGAAAUUCAGCGACGUAGCCAGAGACAGUCUCGCGAUGGCACUGGUGGACGACCUGCACGACGACGGACGCCUGCUGUCGGAGAAGUGGGAGGAGAUCGAGAUCAAGGUGGCCGACAUGGUAGCUGAAAGGCUAUCAGCCGUGCCAGACGGUCCGAUCCCCUCCUUCGACUCGUCGGACAUGGUCAGAGGGCACCGGGUGAUCAAGUGCGAUGACUCGUUCUCGAGGACCUUCCUGGCGGAAUGCAUAUCCAAGAUUGGAAAUGCAUGGGACGGCCUUAGCAUUAGGCUCGUCCACGCCAGGGAGAUUCCAAGGAGGCCGCGGGCUCGCAUUUGGUUGCCAAAGGAGCAGACUGACCAAGGAAAGGUGCUGUCGCUGCUGAGGGCUCAGAACCCAGAAGUGCACACAGAGGACUGGGCGAUACUAAAAGUAGAGAAGGAGAUGAAGACGAGCCAGCCGUUCCUCUUCCUCAUCAACCAGCGCUGCCUGCCGCAGCUUGAGAAGGCCGACUACACCAUCCGGUACGGCCUACGGAAGGCCAAGAUCAAGGUCUUCCUGGCAGAGCCGGAUGAUGUUCUCGAGGAGGUCGAUGACACCAACAAGCUGUUGGAUGACCUGGUCAUCGACGACAAGACCCCAGACGUAACACCCAACACCGAUGCCUAA
Drosophila takahashii is the source of this 1161-nucleotide messenger RNA. RefSeq lists its product as uncharacterized. The record is from RefSeq and is a predicted model, not a curated record. NCBI's taxonomy places the organism in Eukaryota, Metazoa, Arthropoda, Insecta, Diptera, Drosophilidae.